Gavia stellata (red-throated loon) is the source of this 1332-nucleotide messenger RNA. RefSeq names its product autoimmune regulator (gene AIRE). Gene Ontology annotation, biological process: humoral immune response; regulation of transcription by RNA polymerase II. Gene Ontology annotation, cellular component: nucleus; cytoplasm. The transcript has 11 exons. The record is from RefSeq and is a predicted model, not a curated record. Gene Ontology annotation, molecular function: DNA-binding transcription factor activity, RNA polymerase II-specific; DNA binding; translation regulator activity. Lineage: Eukaryota; Metazoa; Chordata; Aves; Gaviiformes; Gaviidae.
AUGGCGGGACCAGGGGGCGAGGGGGACCUGCGGCACCUGCUGAAGCUGCACCGCACCGAGAUCGCCAUGGCGGUGGACGACGUCUUCCCGCUGCUGCACGGCCUGGCCGACCACGACGUUGUCCCUGAGCACGUCUUCAAGGAGACGCUGAGCCGGACGGAACGGGAGGGCUCCCACCGAGCUUUCCACGCGCUGCUCACCUGGCUGCUGGGCCGCGACGCUGCCGCCGUCCGCGACUUCUGGGCUGUCCUCUUCAAGGACUACAACCUGGAGCGGUACACCCGGCUCCGGCCCCUCCGCGGCACCUUCCCCAGAGAGGUGGAGCUGGGGCGGCAGCGUCGCAGCAGGCGCCUCUCCCCCAGCCCCACGGCGCCAGCCCCGCACAGACCCCAAGGCAAGAGGAAAGCCCCCGAGGAGCGGGAUGGAGCCCGAGCAGUGCAGCCCUCCCCACGGCACACCGCCAGCCCUGGGCCUCUGGCAAAGGCGAGGACCGUGAAGAAGCCGGAGGGUGCGGAUGCCACCCGCACCGCACGUGCUGGCGGCAGCUCCAAGAUGGGCAGCAAAGCCGGGGACGAGCCGUACGCCCCGGCCGCCUGCGAGGACUCCCCCUAACCCCUCUUGUCUCGUCCGCAGAGCGGGGAGCCCCGACUGCAUCCCCAGGGCCGGCUGCCGGCACCCACCGUGCACAGCCAGGACCCCGCGCCCCACCAGGAGAAUGAGGACGAGUGCGCGGCGUGCGGUGACGGCGGUGAGCUCAUCUGCUGCGACGGCUGCCCCAGGGCCUUCCACCUUGCCUGUCUGGUGCCACCGCUGCCCCGCGUCCCCAGUGGGAUGUGGCGGUGCGGCUCCUGCGUGGCGAGCGCGGACGAGCCGGGCCGGCUGCGGGAGGCCGACAUGGCUGCAGAGCGACCCGCCGAGAUCCCGGGGGAGGAGGCGUGCAGCACCCAGAGGGGUGGAGGUGAAGGAGGCAUCUGCGGCCGCUGCUUCACCCGGAUCCCUGUACCCCGACACUGCCCUGCAGCCGGUGGGGACCCCAGGGGGCUGUUGCUCUGCACGUCCUGCGCGGGCACCCCGGACACGGGCAGCCUGGAGAGCGCUGCAGCGGCCAGCGACCACCCGCUACAGGCAGCAAAGAGAGCAGGCAGGAGAGCUGGCAGGACAUGUCCGUGUCUCCUUCCGCAGGCAGAGGACGGCUCCCUCGGCGGUGACCCUGCGCUGAGCAGGGACGAGCUCGACGCGCUCCUGGGUGAGGGCACCUGGGACGGGAUCCUGCAGUGGGCGUUCCAGAGCAUGGCACGGCCCCUCGCAGACACCCACGGGCUCUUGGCCUAG